Orbicella faveolata is the source of this 1611-nucleotide messenger RNA. RefSeq lists its product as uncharacterized. Lineage: Eukaryota; Metazoa; Cnidaria; Anthozoa; Scleractinia; Merulinidae. The record is from RefSeq and is a predicted model, not a curated record.
AUGUGCAACCAGACGAUGCGCGACGUGUACGAAGCCACCACCCUCAAAGAGAAGAGUCUUUCAGCUGCGGGUUACCGCGUCGUGAGCAUGUGGCAAUGCGAAUGGGAAGAACUCAAGCGAAACGAUGAACAACUGCAAAACUUGAUCCAAUCCUUUGACCUGGUCCCCAGACUCCAACCCAGAGACGCGUUCUACGGGGGUCGCACCAAUGCCGUCAAACUUCAUCAUCAAGUGGAAGACGGAGAAAAGUUGCAUUACCUGGAUUUCACCUCUCUCUAUCCCUGGACCAACAAAAACUGCCUCUACCCCAUGGGUCAUCCUAAAAUCAUCAGUCAACCCGAAGGCACUGACAUCUCCAGGUACUUUGGGUUGGUCAAAUGUAAGAUCCUUCCACCCUUUGGGUUGUAUCAUCCCGUCUUACCCCAUCGCAGUGGGGGUAAACUCACUUUUCCACUGUGCAGGACUUGUGUGGAAACCGAACAACCCAAACCGUUGACCGGACGUAGUCAUCACUGUGUUCACAGCGAACAAGAGCGAUGUCUGGUGGGUACGUGGCCCACCCCCGAAUUGCAAGAAGCCAUCAAUCGUGGGUACGUCAUCCAAUACGUGUACGAAAUUUGGCACUUUUCGCGCAACUCUAACGACUUGUUCUCAUCCUACGUGAACACUUUUCUCAAGAUCAAGCAAGAAGCCAGUGGAUGGCCCGAUUGGGUGGGGGACGAUGCGACCAAACGCCAACAGUACAUCACCGAUUACCUAACCCAUGAAGGCAUUCAACUCGAGGCCGAUAAAAUUCAAAAAAAUCCCGGUCGGCGGUCUCUGGCCAAAAUGAUGCUCAACAGCUUCUGGGGCAAGUACGGUCAACAAGGGAAGAAGAGUCAAGUCGAAGCCAUUUCGACCCCCGCCAGACUUCACACCCUCCUGAAUGAUGACAGUCGAGAAAUUCAAACCCUUCGUGUCAUGAGCGACGAGAUGAUCGAAUUGGUCUACAAACACGUUCACGACGAAGAAAAAGUUCAAGUCAACAUCAACAUUUUCGUGGCCUGCUUCACCACCUGUUGGGCUCGACUCAAGUUAUACCGAGAAGGACUCAGUCGACUCCAACCCCAACAAGUCCUGUACUUCGACACGGACUCCAUCAUCUUCUCGCAUCGAGAAGGGCAACCCAUGCCGCCCUUAGGCGAUCAUCUUGGUGAAUUCACCAGCGAAUUGAAACCAGGUACUCACAUCGUGGAGUUUGUGUCCGCUGGCCCCAAGAAUUACGGUUACCGAACCAGCGACGGUAAAGUCGAAUGCAAGGUACGCGGUUUCACCCUCAACACCCGGGGCCAAGCUCAAUUGAACUUUGAACUCUUAAAAGAAAACGUCGUCAACGAAGUCACCGAACUCCACGAAGAACCACGAGUAAUCCACGUACACAAUCCCCACAAGAUUCAACGCAAUGUUCAAACAAAAACAUUAGAAACGGUCGAAGAAACCAACCGCUACAAAGUCGUCUUCGACAAACGCGUCGUCGAUCCCGACACCUUCCUCUCAUAUCUUUACGGAUACACUCGGGCCAUCCUCGAUGAUACCGACAUGGUCAAUGUCAAUAAUUUAUUAGAAAUGUAA